GUAAUUCUCGAAACUAGAAAAUUAGUAGGUGUAUUUGGUUUAGAACUUUACCUAUAACUUUUUAUAGUUUUGAUUAUUAAAACAUGAACUAAUACUAAACGGUUUUGUAACUUUGCUCUUGAAUAGUAAAGAAAUGCAGAGGAGAUUAAUUCAUAUAGUUUUAUCAUUUUGUUCAAUUUUACAUAACAUACUUGGAUUUAAUGGAUUAGAACCACCAAUUAAUAGUUUACAAUUGCCACCAUGCAAGGCGUGUAAAACUUUUGUAGAAUCUUUUCAUAAGGGAUUAGAGAGAACAUCAAAAUACAAAUAUGAAGGAGGAGACACUGCUUGGGAAGAGGAGAAAUUGGGUACAUAUGCAACCAGUGAAGUUCGCUUUGUAGAAAUUCAAGAAAAAUUAUGUUCAGAGGUUCAUAAUGGCAAAGAUCAAUGUUAUAAACUGCUAGAAGAGUAUGAAGAUACUCUUGAAGAAUGGUGGUUUGACAAACAAUCUUUUGAACCAGACCUAUUCAAUUAUUUAUGUGUUAAAUCCUAUCAGGUUUGUUGCCCCGACUUGCAUUAUGGGAAAGACUGCCAACCUUGUCCCGGAUUCCCUGAUAAUGUAUGCAGCAAUAAUGGAAAAUGCAAAGGAGCCGGAACUAGGAAGGGAAAUGGUCAAUGCCAAUGUGAAGAAGGUUAUACUGGAGAUAACUGUAAUACAUGCAAUACAACUCAUUAUAUUGUAUACCAAGAUGAGAAGAAAGUUUUAUGUGCUCCAUGUCAUAUAUCUUGCGCAGAUGGAUGUACAAAACAGGGGCCUGAUGGUUGUAACUCAUGCAGGCCUGGUUGGACGCAAGACUCAGAAAAGACUUGUAGAGAUAUAAAUGAAUGUGCUGCAGAGAAAAGUCCAUGUACUCCUUUACAAUUUUGUGUUAACAUGGAAGGAAGUUACACAUGUAUGGACUGUGAUAAAUCAUGUGGUGGCUGUACUGGAAAUGGUCCAGAUAUGUGUAUAAAUUGUGCCCGAGGAUUCUACAAAAAGGAUAAUGUUUGUGUAGAUCAAGCUGAAGAAAAACGUAGAACGAUAGUUUCCUUUUCAAGGUAUUUUACAUACUUAGGUCUAUGCGUAGCAACAUGUAUCAUAUUCCCAAGAAACAGUUACAUAGCAGCUGUAGUAGGGCUUGCUGUAGCCUGUUAUAUAACAGUAUCUGAAUAUACCCUAAACUCCACUCAUACCAUUCAGACUUCUGGUGUAGAACAACAAGUAUCAGAGAAUGUUUUGAAAGCGAUAACUGGAGAGAACUAAACUUUUUGUUUCUUGAUUUAAUAUUGGGAAAACCGGUGACCUCAAACAUUAUUUUGUGAUAUAUUAAUAAAGUUAUGUUAGACUUUUUGACUAUUGAUGUUUAUAUUAUUUUUAACAUUGUCAAAAUUACAAUCAUCAAUAUUAUUUGUUGGUCAUUGACAUUUUAGGCGAAUUUAAGAUUAUGAUUACAAAUGACCGACAUUGAACAAUAUUUCUCUACUAUUCAUGUACAAAGCAUUGGAAAUUAAACUAUUCAUU
This is a messenger RNA of Diabrotica balteata, 1540 nucleotides long. NCBI's taxonomy places the organism in Eukaryota, Metazoa, Arthropoda, Insecta, Coleoptera, Chrysomelidae. The record is from the annotation of a GenBank genome assembly.